GGCAAAAGCACACCCAGGCGGAACUCUAUGUUGUGACUCUUGUUUGUGUCCGGAACUAUUUUGCAAACGGACAAUGUCACUGCUGAUCAAUGUAGCUAACCUACGCUAGCAAUGCUCUGUUUAAAUCUAGUAAUUUUAUUCAUUCAAUCGUGAUAAAGUGACUGCUCUUGGUAUGCUAACUCGUGGGCAAAAGCGUCUUUGGAAGUACAUCGAGGAGGGCAGCCUGAUGAAACUGAAGUCGUACCUGCGGAAGCACCGGGACUUGGACGUGAACUUCUCCCAGGGAAAGAGGCAGAGGAGCCCGUUGCAGUUGGCUUGUAGCCUGGGAGACGACGCCGUGGUGCGACUGCUGCUCGAACACGGAGCCGAUGUGCUACGAGUCGACAGGAAAGGUGACACGGCGUUACAUGUCGCCGUGAAUAGAGCUCUUAAACACGGAAAAACGGCCUAUGACGAUCUGGUUGUACCUCUCAGGAAGAAUUGCCCGGAGGCCAUGCACGCCUCUAAUUAUGCUGGCGUGACACCACAGGACCUUCUAGAUGGGUUGAAGCACUCAGAGCCUUCUAGAUCCGGCACAAGCGGCCCAUCUCGAGCUGAUCCAGAAAAAGACUGGCUGGAGAAGCUGUUUGGUGAAUGCGAAGAUGAAUUCUACGAAACCUUUGGUGUUUAUGAUGAUGACUACCUUCCUGUUGACGACGACGAGGAGGACUACGGCGACUGGGCCGAUCGCAUCAGAAGAGAAUAUUUCGCAAAGAAGCACGCCGAAGCUCAGAAAAUGGCCGCCUCGUCAUCCGGCGGAAGAAAGAAAAAGACUAAGCGAGAAGACGGAGAGAGCUACAAGGAACUCCACGCCAGGCUACAGAAGGAACACGAGGAAUAUUUGUCUCGCGCCGCGCGUAAAGAGGAAGAAACUCGGCAAGGGAAAAAGCGUCGUUACGAGCAAAUGUGCGCCAACACGUUCAACAGCGGCGCCGUCGAGCUGCUGAGCUACGCCGACAUCCCCUGGCCGGCGCCGCGCGGCACCGUUCAGGAGAUGGUGGACGUCAUGCUGCACGGCGUGGACCGCAAGGACGCGACGGCGUUCCGAAAGGCGUUGCGCCAGCAACAGGCGCUUUGGCACCCCGACAAAUUCGCGCAGAGGUGCGAAGCUCGGCUGGACGGGAAGGACAAGCAACGCAUCCUGGACACGGUGACCGCAUUGUCACAAGAACUGAACAGAUUGGCACAGAGCUUGAAGAAAUAACAGGACAAGGUUCUGUUUUUUUCCCUCUAAUUAAAUUUGUGAUGAUAAAUCUGGAACUUGUCUGACUCUUUAUUUAUGCAAAACAAAAUAAUUACGACUGAUAGUGAAUGCUUAUCUUUCAGUGCCGUUAACAGCCAAUGUGUUUGAUUAGUUCAUCCAUCCUCCGGUGUCCGUGUAACAGCUUCAG
Corythoichthys intestinalis (scribbled pipefish) is the source of this 1430-nucleotide messenger RNA. RefSeq names its product nuclear factor of kappa light polypeptide gene enhancer in B-cells inhibitor-like 1 (gene nfkbil1). The record is from RefSeq and is a predicted model, not a curated record. Gene Ontology annotation, molecular function: protein binding. The transcript is spliced from 4 exons. The coding region runs from base 173 to 1243 and encodes 356 amino acids. Gene Ontology annotation, biological process: canonical NF-kappaB signal transduction. Lineage: Eukaryota; Metazoa; Chordata; Actinopteri; Syngnathiformes; Syngnathidae.